Messenger RNA from Triticum aestivum (bread wheat), 819 nucleotides. RefSeq names its product putative F-box/LRR-repeat protein 23. The transcript is spliced from 3 exons. The coding region runs from base 1 to 819 and encodes 272 amino acids. Gene Ontology annotation, molecular function: protein binding. NCBI's taxonomy places the organism in Eukaryota, Viridiplantae, Streptophyta, Magnoliopsida, Poales, Poaceae. The record is from RefSeq and is a predicted model, not a curated record.
AUGGAGGCGCAGCGAGACGCCGCCGCUAGGGACUGGUCGGAGCUGCCUCUUGACGCGCUGUCCUCGAUCUUCAUCAAGCUCGGUGCCGUCGAGAUUCUCAUGGGCGCCGGUCUUGUGUGCCACUCGUGGCUCCACGCGGCCAAGUCUAACAUGUGGAGAUCCGUGAUCAUGGUGCGUGACGCCGUGGUAGCUGACAAGGACGAAAGCGCCCUGUGCGCAAUGGCGAAGGUGGCGGUGGACCGCUCCGACGGACAGCUCAAGGUGUUCUUGGCCAAGCAGUUUGUCACGGAUGAGCUCCUCAACUACAUAGGGGACAGGUCGCCUUCCCUGAAGAGCCUUGGCCUCAUAUCCUGCCCCGACGUCACCAACCAAGGGUUCACCCAUCUGACAACCAGGUCCCCGCUGCUAGAAGACCUCGUGCUUGUCAACUGUCGUAACGUCGGCGGCGACGCGUACGAGGCCACCGGCGUGGCAUGCGGAGCAACCCUGAAGCGUCUCGUGCUGCGUAAAGGGUGGUAUGACCAGAGAGGCGGCGCGCUUGGAAUCGCGACGAUGCGCGAGCUGCGGGACCUUUCUCUCGUCGGCAGCGACAUCACCACGGACGAGCUGGCGGCCGUCGUCGACGCCUGUCCUCACCUGGAGCGCCUCCGCGUGAACGACUGCUACAACGUCGUCGUGGACGACGACCUGCGAGCCAAGUGCGCCGGCAUCAAGGACCUGACGCUCCCCUCUGUGCAGGACGCGCAGGCGAGGUACUACCUUGACGACUAUGAUGAGCCGUUGAGCAGUCGCGAUGUCGAUGGUUGGGGCUCUGACUAA